This is a messenger RNA of Trichophyton benhamiae CBS 112371, 1239 nucleotides long. RefSeq lists its product as uncharacterized. Lineage: Eukaryota; Fungi; Ascomycota; Eurotiomycetes; Onygenales; Arthrodermataceae. The coding region runs from base 1 to 1239 and encodes 412 amino acids. The transcript is spliced from 3 exons. Gene Ontology annotation, molecular function: oxidoreductase activity. The record is from RefSeq and is a predicted model, not a curated record.
AUGGAAAUUGCAAACCGACUUCAUUCACGUAAAGGGGCUACGACUGUGAUCGUCAUUAGCAAAGGAGCUUGUAUGACCCCAGCAGAUUCACACUGCGACCCAUUCUCUUCUGCUCCACAGGCGGCCGUAAGGGUAGCGGUGAACGAACUUCCGUGGGUCCGAUUCCGGCUGGUAGACCUACUAUUUGGUGAGAGCGAUAAUCAUCUCGGGUUGCUCGAAUCAGAACUCUGCAGAGGUCGGCUUCGCUGUGAUGAAAAUGUAGUAGCCUUGCGCCCUGAAGGAGUAUUCGUGAAACGGCUGAUCCUCCUUAACCCUGAAGAUGAAGGGUGCGAGGGUUGCAAGCCUGUACAUAUAAUGCCCGCACGGUGUGGCCGUUAUCUUGCCGAACCCGAUCCCGGAGGCUCACUAGAUGGCAUUAAGUUCCGUCAAUGUGUUCCCCGAUCAGAUGUCCUUGGAGCCGAAGACGUGAGCAUGGACAUCCACUACGCAGGUUUAAACUUCAAGGACGUUAUCAAUAGCUUGGGCCUAUCGAAUGAAGUUGCGGUUUCCGAGUCUCUUUCAGGGCUCACCCUCGGGGUGGAGGUGUCAGGCACUGUCUCUGCUGUUGGUGAAAAGUUUCUUUUUAAGCCCAAGUCGCAUGACCUAGCACAAGCUGCUGCCGUUGCUGGGGCCAUGUCAGCUGCAUAUUCCGCACUUGUAUAUUUGGCCAAACUCACAGCAGGAGAAAGUGUGCUGGUUCACGCCGCUGCCGGUGGUGUACGGAUGGCGGCGAUUCAGAUUGCACACGAACUUGGAGCACAUGUAUAUGCAGCUGCUGGGAGACCCGAACGGCAUAAAGCUGUUGCAAACAUGCUAGGCGUUCGGGGGGUAUUUGAUUCCCAUUCAGUGUCAUUCCGUGAUGCAGUCAAAAAGGCCACAAAUGGACAUGGAGUUGAUGCGGUGUUAAACUCGCUAGCUGAUGAGCCCCUAGCCGCACCUGCCGAAUGCCUGGCACCAAGUACGCGGCCUGUAGAGAUGCUGACAGAUGAGUAUAAAAUAUCGAGCUUGUCAGUCAAUCAGGGCCUAAAUCAGCAGACAGCAGAGCAACAAUCGAGUAUUUACGAAGACGAGGAGUUGAAGUUUGGGUUGAACUCGCACACCACAACUGAUAACUUCAGAAGAAUCUUUGAUCCCAAAGAAAAAGGCGCGUGGCAUCUUCUCACAAAAAGCAUGAAGCUGGAAUUCUUUGUCCAUAUAUGA